GCGGACAGCAGACAUUUGUUGUCUUGGCUUGGCCUCUUUCUUUCUUUCUCUCUCUCUUUCUUGCCUCCAACCGACACAUCCAUCCCUCCAUCCAUCCAUCCAUCCAUCCAUCUAGAGCUUGGACCAGUGGACCUCCUGAUUCCCAUCAUCCGGUUACUUCACUCGACACCCCGCCCGUUCCAAGUCUUGGCCCUCCAUCAUGGAGACAGACACGCCUCAAAACCCCGGGACCACCUUGACCUCUGGCCCCGCCUCGACCGUGACGGACCCACUGCCCUCGGGUGCGGCUACCAAUGGCGCCGCAGCUUCGGCUGACUCAGCUUCGGAGCUGAACGACCCCGCCCCGGCCCCGGCCAAUGCCCCGUCCAAUGCACCGUCCAAUGCCCCGGCCAAUGCCCCGGCUUCAGACGCGACGGAAGGCUGGGCUCCGGUAGCGGCGAGGGAUUCGUCCGCCUCGGAUUCGUCGUUGAUUCCGGCGCGGAAUUUGGUGUUCUCGUACCCGAUCGAGGAUUACACGCACCCUUCGCUGUCGACGUCGCAUGAUUUGAAACAUUCCUACUCCUGGGAGUCGUUGAUGAGCGCGCCCGACUUUGUGGCGGCGCCCGUGACGGCCUUCAAACACGCCCCCAUGUCCGAGUGUUGGGACCAGAUCACGGUGGGCAUGAAGGUCGAGGUGGAGAACAAGGAUGCUGAGCAUUUUGGCCUGUUCGACGUGAGCUACUGGGUGGCCUCGGUCCUCCGCUUGUCGGGCUACAAUGCGCUCUUGCGCUACGAAGGCUUUGGUCAAGACGGCACCAAAGACUUUUGGCUGAGCGUGUGCUCGGACAAAAUUCAUCCCGUGGGCUGGUGCGCCACCAAGGGCAAGCCCCUGAUUCCGCCUCGAGCCAUUCAGACCAAGCGUUCGGAUUGGAAAGACUAUUUGGUCAAGCGUCUAACGGGGGCCCGUACGUUGCCCACCAAUUUCUACAGCAAGGUUUGGCAGAGUGUGGGCUCCAUCUUCAAGCCCGGCAUGAAACUCGAGGUGGUCGAUAAGAUGCGGAUUUGCCAGGUGCGCGUGGCUACCAUUUUCGAGAUCAUUGGCCGUCGCUUGUACCUACAAUACGAUAAUGUGGACCAUAAUGAUAAAGGGUUUUGGUGCCACGAAGAGAGUCCCCUCAUCCAUCCCGUGGGCUGGGCCCAUCGGGUGGGUCAUCAGAUUGAGGCCCCCCAGGCCUAUUACGAUCGUUGUGCCUUAGAGACUUACACCGACACGGAUUGUACGGCUGACAUGUUCCCGGAGUAUAAACAGCCACCCGGACAGUUUCAAGUGGGUAUGAAGAUCGAGGCUGUGGAUCCCCUCAACCUGGCCACGGUGUGUGUGGCCACCAUCAUGAAGGUGCUUCGCUUCGGCUACAUCAUGGUUAGAAUCGAUGGUUAUGAGACGGAUGAGACGGGUUCGGAUUGGUUCUGUUAUCAUGGAUCGUCGCCACUGAUCUUUCCUCCCGGAUACUGCGAGAAGAAGAACAUCAAGUUAAAGCCUCCCACAGGGUGGGAGGACAAUUUCACGUGGUACGAUUAUCUCAAGGAGACGAAAGCUCAAGCCGCUGCCGUGUCGCUCUUCAAUCCCCAUCGGGACGACGUUCGACACGGCUUCAAAGUGGGCAUGAAAGUCGAGGCCUCGGACCAAAUGGACCCUAGGCUCAUCUGUGUCAGCACAAUCGGUCGCGUUGUUGGACGCCUUCUGAAAGUCCACUUUGACGGUUGGGAGGACGACUACGACCAAUGGAUGGAUUGUGAGAACGUGGACAUUUACCCAGUGGGUUGGGCCGAAUUAGUCGGCCAUAAACUUGAAGGACCGCGGAAGAUGCCUCCGCAAAAGAAAGAAAAACGUAAGCCCGUGGGUCGAAAAGGCAAGAAGAGGGCCUCAGCCGGAGGAGGCAAUUCUUCCAACGCGGGAGGGAGCACCACGGUAUCGCCCAAUCCUAAUAAUCAAGGCCCUCUGGCCACACCUAAUGGGAGGAAAUCGGGUCGGAAAACGGCGUCGCCGGUGAAUGUGAAGGAGGUCGAAGAGGUUCCCGAAGUCGCUCCGCUAGCACCGAAAACGCCCUCGCCCUCACCUCCCCCACCACCUCCACCGGCCUCCUCUUCCUCCGCUCUUGUGGCUGUACCUGCUAGCUCAUCACCACCGCCUCCCGUCUUGGAAGCACAAAGUGUGGAGCCAGCCAGUCCCACCCCUCCUCCACCCACUUUGACGCCGGCUUUGGCCAUCAAAGUCAUUCCCAGAUUGGUGGACUCGGCCGGUCAAGUCUCGAACCAAAGAAUUCGCGACUCGAACCUGGACCCAGCCAAUUGGAACGUGGAUGAGGUAGCACAAUUUUUGGAGAUCAACGAUUGCGCCACUCUUGUGGACGCGUUUAUUGAUCAGGGAGUGGACGGCAGCCGCUUUUUAUCCUUGGCUAAAGAAGAGGUGAUGAAGUUGGCUAAUAACAAGAUCGGUCCUUGCCUCAAGGUUGAAAACCUCUUGACUUUGUUGAAAGCCCGCAUGAACCCGGCCCAAGCGCGCUUCCUCGCUACGAUUCGAAAGAGCACGCCUUGAAGAGACAAAAUUGUUGAGAUUGCUCCGAGUGUUUCACGUGUGUAUAUUUAUUUUUGAUGCCCACUAAAUCCAUAGGCUGAGGAGCCUUUCUUGACGACGAUGUAAAAAAAAUCUUAAAUAUCAUCAGAUUCUGAACGUAAAGCAGAGAAAUAAAGAUAGAAACCUCGAAA
Tigriopus californicus is the source of this 2745-nucleotide messenger RNA. It is a transcript of the gene Sfmbt, whose product is annotated as MBT domain-containing protein 1-like. The record is from RefSeq and is a predicted model, not a curated record. The transcript is spliced from 7 exons. The coding region runs from base 200 to 2575 and encodes 791 amino acids. Gene Ontology annotation, cellular component: nucleus. Lineage: Eukaryota; Metazoa; Arthropoda; Copepoda; Harpacticoida; Harpacticidae. Gene Ontology annotation, biological process: regulation of DNA-templated transcription.